AUGAAUCAACUGACUGUUUCGCCUCAGCUUGAAGCAAAGGCCUUGAAUAUUCUCAAUGCAAAGAACCCUCUUGAUCUUACAGACUUUUCUCCUGUUGAUUACUUUAACAAGCUCUUUCCAAAUGAACAAUCGCUUGUCUCUGUUGACAAUGUGCUUGAAAAACUAGAAGCGAAAAUCAAGGAAACAAACCGAGAAGCAGAGCGAAUUACAGACAUUCAGACAAUUAAAGAAAAUCAACAUGUAGAAGGAGAUCUCGAUAAAGCCAAAGAUGCCAUCAAAGAACUAUUUAAACAGAUACAAGAUAUCAAAUCAAAGGCAACUCAGUCAGAAUCCAUGGUACAAAACAUUACUCAAGAUGUGAAAUCGCUUGAUUAUGCAAAACGCCAUCUGACUCAUUCCGUCACCGUUCUCAAACGACUUCAAAUGUUGGUCACAGCUGUCAACCAGUUGGAGGAUUUAUCCAAAAAUAGACAAUAUCAAGACAGCGCUCAGUUAUUACAGGCCGUGGUUCAAUUGAUGCAACAUUUCAGACAAUACAAAAGUGUGGUGCAAAUUAGGCAGUUAUCCGAUCGAAUUCAUCGGUUAAAGAGCUACUUGGAAGAUUGUGUGUUGAAGGAAUUUGAGCAAGGAUUUAGUGCUGACGGUGCAUUGGUCGGUCAAGCUUGGAUCUUGCAUGAUGCCUGUUUGGUCGCUUCCGUCUUGAGCGAGUCAACAAAGGAAAAGAUGAUUAAGCGAUAUGUGGAUCUUCAGCUAAAGAGUUAUCGACAGAUAUUCAGUAGACCUACAGAAGAAGUGUCUCAGUUAGACAAUAUAUCACGUCGAUACGCAUUUUUGAAGCGUAUUUUGAAAUCAUGUAGUGAGGUCAAUAUAUUUCCGGAUCAGUGGGCAGUAAAUGCAAGGAUAUCUGAAAAGUUUUGUGCUUGUACAAAGGUAGAUCUUGAAGCAGUCAUGAAGAAUAAUGUGCCAAAUGUACAAGAUUUUUUGAAAGCGCUGCAAUUGACCAUUGAAUUCGAAUCGCAAUUGACUAAACGCUUUGAAAAGAAUGGUGCCUUAAAUUUUGAAAAGGCGAUUUCAUCUGGUUUUGAACCUUAUUUCUACCUUUACAUUAAUGCAGAAGACGCAACUAUUUCAUCCAUGAUUGAUUCCUAUGCACAGUCAGAUAUAGCGAUUGCAAACUUGGAAGAUGAUAAUACGAUGGUCGUGUUACCAUCAAGUACAGACUUGUUUUACUUUUAUAAAGAAACACUCGUUCAAUGCUCCAAGUUUUCAACCGGUAAAGUGCUAUUAGACCUUUCCAAAGUGUUUGCCAAAUACUUGAUCGGCUACUGCAAUAAGGUUAUCUUGGGAGGCAUAGCAAUAAAUGAAAAGAAAUCUAUUGAUUAUUUCAGAUUAGCCAGUUUAAGUCUGAAUACAGCAGAUUAUUGCAGCAUAACCACACAGCAGCUUGAGGACAAACUAAAAGAAAAGAUUGAUAGGGAAUAUGUCGACCAAAUAGAUUUUACAAACGAAAAGGAAAGAUUCUUGCAAGCAAUCUCGUUAUGUAUUGAUGCCAUCAUUAAAAGUAUAGACCAGGUAUUGGACACACAGUUUUUGCAAAUGACAAGAUUACCAUGGGGGACUAUGGAUAGUGUUGGAGAUCAAUCUGAUUACGUCACUCAGAUAAUGGAUAUUAUCAAGCGAUAUACAACCAUCAUUGGUAAAACCGUAUCUAAUAAACGGUAUUAUCGUACCUUUUGUGACAGGUUUGCAGAAUGGCUUAUUACGAAAUACAUUUCACAGAUAUUCAGAUGUAAGCCUAUUUCAGAGAUUGGAGCCGAACAACUCCUGUUGGAUACACAUUCUAUCAAGACAUUGUUAAUGGAUAUACCGUCAGCAGGUUCUUCUGGCGAUGAUGCACCAAGAACCAUUCCUAGUUCUUAUAGCCGUAUUGUCAGCAACGGUAUAUUAAAAGUAGAAGCUAUUCUCAAAACGACGAUGUCACCCAUCGAGCCACCCGAGGCAUUUGUCGAGAACUACUUGCUACUUGUCAAGGAUAAGCACAUUGGCAAUUUUACGAGAAUACUUGAUCUAAAGGGCAUCAGAAAACCUGACCAAGGGCCGAUCAUGGAUGCGUUCCAAAGACGCGUCCCGUACCAUGACAAUUUAUCUGAUAACUCACACAUGAUACCACCUGAAAGUGCAUCACCUGUUCACCAAAACACAAUGAUUCCUAGUUCGAUCACGACGUCAUUUUCAAAUAUUGCCUCUACGGCUGCAUCCUCUAUCAAGAAUAAUAAUAACAUGCCGCUUGGCCUGUCCCCUACAGAAAGUACGCGUGGUAAAUUGAAUGAGAACUUUAGAAAGUUAGUGAUGACAGGCAUGGCCUUUCGAAAAGACUUGCAAGAAAAAAGAGGAGAAUCAGGAAAAGAAUAA
Rhizopus microsporus ATCC 52813 is the source of this 2412-nucleotide messenger RNA. RefSeq lists its product as uncharacterized. The record is from RefSeq and is a predicted model, not a curated record. The transcript has 10 exons. Gene Ontology annotation, cellular component: GARP complex. NCBI's taxonomy places the organism in Eukaryota, Fungi, Mucoromycota, Mucoromycetes, Mucorales, Rhizopodaceae. Gene Ontology annotation, biological process: retrograde transport, endosome to Golgi. The coding region runs from base 1 to 2412 and encodes 803 amino acids.